UCCAAGAAAAUCUGGUACGAAAAAAAUAGACCCAGGAACAACACUGUUUUUUAGACUUUGUGACUUUUAUAGAGUCAGAAAUCAUAAAAGAGGGGAGACAUUCAUUUUAUUCUAUUUCCUAUUCCUACUUCCUUUUUGGAAUUUUUCAGUAGAAAUAGGUUUCUUGAGUUUUGAUGCCAGUUACGGAUCCUUGUAAAGCAUUUGCAUGUAAAAUUCAGGCCUGUUUGAAAGAAAAUAAAUUCCAAGAGCCGGCGUGUAAAGAUGUCAUAGAGGAAAUGCGAGAGUGUUGUAGAAAGUGGAAUGAUAAGAGUUUUGUUUGUGGAGGGAUUGAUACUAAAGGAAAACCUCAAGAUAAAUCUGGCCAUUAUUGAACAUGAAACAGUUCAGACAAAGAAUAAGAGGAAAGGACCAAGUACUGAAGUCAUUGAUUUUGAAGACAUUGUCAAAAAUCAUAAAUCCAGAAUAAGGAAGAAUUAAUUCAAUAAUGGAAUCUGUUCAGAAAGCCAAACAACGUUAUCAACAGUAUCCCAUAAUUUUAGCAAAAUGUGGAAAAGAAGCUAGUAAAUAUGCAACAUGUGUUCUGAAAAGAGACAAUGUCAAUUUAAAUGAUUGUAGGGAAGAGUUUGAACAUUUCAAAAUUUGUCUGCGAAAAACUGCAUGCACUCUCAAAACCAGGAUUUAAAAAAUAAUAAUAACUCAUAAUGCCUUCAUUAUGGAGAGGAUUUGUAAAUAUCCCUUACAAAAAUCACUUAAUAUUUUCCUUCAUGAUCAGGGUAUUAUUAACUAUAUAUGGGAUUUAUCAUGACCAUGUUUCUAAAGUUAAAUACACUGACAUAGACUAUAAGGUAUUCACAGAUGCCUCACGUCACAUAAUACAUGGUAAUUCACCCUAUGAUCGCCACACCUAUAGAUACAGUCCUUUGAUAGCAAUACUUCUAAUUCCAAAUGUAAUAUUGCACCACAGUUUUGGAAAAAUUAUAUUUUCAUUAGUUGAUGUAGCAGUGGCAUUUCUCAUUCGUUUAGUAGUGAAAUGCACAAUCAAUGAAUAUAAUUAUUAUAAAGAACAUGCCAAGGAAGCUAUUAUUGUAGAUGCACCUAAGGCUAAAAAGCCAAACCACAUGUAUUCAAAGAAACAGAGACAGUCAAGCAUGCAAUGUAUGAACAUGACCAAAGCUAACAUCAAUUUGAAAAGUAAUAUAGACUUCAAUGCAAAUUUUGCUAUGGUAGUUUGGUUGUACAAUCCAUUGACUGUAGCAAUUGCAACAAGGGGAAAUUGUGAUUCUAUUGCUGGACUCCUUGUUCUGAUGACUCUUUACUUCCUCCAGUGUAAAAGAUAUUAUUUCUUUGCUGGAAUUACUCAUGGAAUUGCCAUACAUUUCAGACUGUAUCCACUGAUUUACAGUUUAACUUUAUACAUGUAUCUCAGUAAAUUUUCCUAUUAUAGUACAGAAGAUCGCAGAAAAAUGUCUGUAGUUAAUUCAGAUUUGAUGGGAAAAAGUAAAGCAGGAAUUAACAAUGUGAAAGAUUCUGUAUGUGAAAAUAAUUUAAUAACUUACAACAGGAAUAGUAACAUGAGGAAAACAGUAUUCAAAAAGGAAUACUUACUAUAUCUUAUUCCAAGUUGUGAUCAACUCAAAUUGGUAUCUGGUUGUAUAAUUUCACUUUCAUGCCUUACAGUCCUUUUUUAUCACUUGUAUGGCUAUAAAUUCUUGUUUGAGACCUACAUUUUCCACUUCAUCCGAAAAGAUACCAGGCAUAACUUCUCAUUGUACUUUUAUUUGCAAUAUCUAACUGCCUGGGUAAAGAAUAUAGGGAUUUGGCAAAAAGUACUGAUUCUUUUGCCUCAGACUGUGCUGUUAUUGGUGCUGUCAGUUCGGUAUGGUCUGAAUAGGUUUUCCCUGAAUUUUUCCAUACUGACUCAAACUAUAGUCAUGGUAAUAUACAAUAGUGUUUUAACAUCUCAGUACUUCAUAUGGGUCAUGGCAAUAUUGCCUUUGUGUUUAUGGCAAGUCAAAAUGACAAAAAAAAUGGCAAUACUUCUAUUGCUCAUUUGGUUUGUUGCUCAAGGUGUCUGGUUACUUCCAGCAUAUUUGUUAGAAUUUCAAGGACAGAAUUCCUUUUUGUUCAUUUGGAUACAAAGUGUAUCAUUUUUCUGUGCUAAUAUUGCAAUUUUGGGAAGAUUCAUCAUAUAUUUUAUGCCAAUUAGAGAAAAAUCUAGUUAGUAGUUGAGAAGUAUGUUAAGUAGAAUUAGGUAACAGUUUGUAAUAUUUCAAUAAAAGAAAAUAACAUGGCUGUAGUAUGAGUUUUUUAUUGACUGAUCUUAUUUAUACAAUAAACCAAAAAACAAUCCAAUUGGCUGGUGUAUUGGAAUAUCUGAUGAUAGGAAUAUUUUGGAUAGUAUCUGAACAGUGGAAACCCUUUUUCACUCAAGACAUG
This is a messenger RNA of Phaedon cochleariae (mustard beetle), 2436 nucleotides long. The record is from the annotation of a GenBank genome assembly. NCBI's taxonomy places the organism in Eukaryota, Metazoa, Arthropoda, Insecta, Coleoptera, Chrysomelidae.